UGGUAGCCGACGACGACGACGACGACGUUAGGCGACGUCGACGACGUUCUCCGUCGCGUACCCCGCGCGCUACCGCUACCCAUUCCGCUCAUAACCAUAUCUGGACUUAAUUAUUGGGGCUGCCGAUUACCAGCGCAACCAUUUUCGGCCCCAGAGCAACCCCAAUAAUUGGAAAAUGUCCGGAAUCGCGGCGGCGGGCCUCGUGGCCUUCGACUCCAUCAAGUCCAAAGCGACGCAAAAACUUGCUGGACUCAGAAGAAGCAAUGCUGGCUACGAGGAAUUCGAGAUGCCCCGCGAGGGUAGCAAAGACAAUCAGGGGUUCGAGGGCGAGCGGGCAUACAGUAGACAAGGCUCGUUCGAAUCAUUCCCGGAACACGAAAGACCACCAUUGCGUCACAUCGACACGUACUGCAUGCCAGAAUGUCCCUGUUUAUCGAAGAGAUACACCAUCGCAACGUUGGCUUGCUUAGGAUUCGUCAUUUCGUUUGGCAUGAGGUGUAACAUGGGCAUGGCGAAGCUAGCCAUGAAGAACGCCACCGAUGGCGACAAUAGCACCCUAAUGUUCAACUGGACAGUGGGUACGGAGAGUGCCCUCGACUCGUCCUUCUUCUGGGGCUACCUGGUGACCCAAGUACCAGGAGGAUUUCUAGCUUCCCUCUAUCCAGCGAACAGAAUAUUCGGCGCCGCCAUCGCCGUAUCCUCUUUCUUGAACCUCCUGGUACCUGGUGCUCUGAAAGUAGAUCCCAUCGCCGACAUGUGCGUGCAGGUCCUGAAAGGAUUGGUGGAGGGUGUCACGUAUCCAGCGUGCCACGGUAUUUGGAAGUAUUGGGCGCCGCCAUUGGAGAGAUCGCGAUUGGCGACGUUGGCCUUCUGCGGCUCUUACGCCGCCAUGGUCAUAGGAAUGCCUCUCUCCGGUUAUUUGAGUCAAUGGUUCGGAUGGACGGCGUCGUUUUACUUCUACGGCAUGUGUGGAUUGAUCUGGUACUGUUUCUGGCUGUGGCUGGCCUUCGAGAAGCCGUCCAAACACCCGUGCAUCUCGACGCGCGAGCUUCGCUACAUCGAGGACUCUCUCGGCCAAGGACAAGCGCAUUUGCCCAUACCAACAUUCGCCACGACACCGUGGCGGAAGUUCUUGACGUCCAUGCCGGUGCACGCCAUCAUCGUCGCUAAUUUCUGCAGAUCAUGGAAUUUCUACCUGCUGGUGCUCUUCCAGGCGCGGUUCAUGCACGAGUCCUUUGGCAUGCCUCUGGUCGAAACUGGUGUGAUCGGUUCCCUUCCUCACUUGCUGAUGACGACGAUCGUGCCUUGCGGAGGGUUGCUCGCCGAUCACCUCCGCAAACGUGGGAUAAUGUCGACGACCAAUGUCAGGAAGCUGUUCAACUGCGGUGGUUUCGGUAUGGAGGCUCUCUUCUUCUUGGUAGUGGCGAACGCGACCACUCACAAGAAUGGCACAGCAGCUACCGUCGCUCUCGCGAUCGGAGUCGCGUGCAGUGGCUUCGCCAUUUCCGGUUUCAACGUCAACCACUUGGAUAUCGCGCCCAGAUACGCCAGUAUUUUGAUGGGGAUGUCGAAUGGGAUUGGCACAAUAGCGGGACUUCUGGUACCCUUCUUCGUGGACAACAUCACAGAGAAGAAGGACGCUCAGAGUUGGAAGAACGUCUUCAUCAUUGCUGCGUGCGUGCACAUCUUCGGCGUGACCUUUUACGGGAUCUUUUGUUCCGGAGAGCUGCAACCAUGGGCCGAUCCUUCCCUGGAGGAGCAAAAGAGUUGGAAUGCUAUGGACGAAUUUGGCCAAGCGAAACCACCAGUACCGCCACCCCCGAAGACCAUGCAGUCCGAAUUCAUUAAACAACCAUCCAUGGGUGGAGGUGCCGACGACUGGGACAAUUACGAGCAACCACCAGCGGACAAUACGUACGCCCAGCAGGAUAAACCCGUGAUAAGCUACGGAUCGACGGAAACGAAUAGCAACCCCUUCCACUCGACGAAUCCCUUCGUCACCGACGUGAACGCGUCUCUGGUGCAACCACCAGCGACGGACGACUACACGCACGACGUGAUGCAGCAUCAGCAGUGGAACUAAAUUUGUCAAUACGGUUGAGAGCAUGCGUAAGGAAAUCUUCAUUUUAAGCUGACGAAUUGCUUGGUUGUUGGUCUUCGUUUUUCAACUGCCCCUGGUACUUCCAUUCACCUUUAAAACAUCCCAGAAUUCGUUCCAUCCGAGUUAUCGAGCUUCCGGUGAAUUAUAACGAACGUAACGUGUGUCUUCGAGAAAAUUUAAGUAGCGAAUUUAGUUAGAAUUGUUAAACGAUACGUGGUUUUUCCGAAGAAUGAAGUACCAGGGGAAGAAGAUGAGGAAUAAGUUCUCGAUCAUUCGAGGUGCUUCAUAUUUUGAAUUAGAGUACAAGGGGUGGGAAUUUCUUUUUCAUCGUCAUACCUAAGAGUGCAGGGUAUAGUGCUGCGAGUCGUCGCGCAGAGAAUGAAGCAAUUUUUCUAACAAAAAUAAGCGCUGGAAGAUAACCGUGAACAGCGAUGAUACGCGAAAGAAAAUCAAAGAAAAAGUCUUUUGCGUUGAUUAUCAGUUUAAGAGAAUGAACUUGAAAUCGGCCUGAGCACGCCAUCCACUGCAAAGAUUGCAGGAAAAUUGCCUAACGUGAAAGUAAUUAGGAUAGAGAAACAAAAAAAGAAAAACAUUGAAAGUAUUAUAAUUAAGAAGGAAACACUCCGUUAUUAUUAAUUCACGGAUUUCUAUUAUGCAAAUAGAGAACCAUUCUCGAAGAAACUGUACGCAGAUAAUAAGCAAGCAGCCAAACCUUCGCAGACAAUAAUUCCUCGAAGACAAUAACGAGAAGGUUUGGGAGAAAUAAAACGAAUCGGUUCAGCACGAUUUGCUGAGACUUUUAGGUAUUUUCCAUAUCGUUCUUCCUUCUUUUUACGCUAAUGGCAGAACUCAACGAUACGGAACUUUAGAAACAUAGCAAUAAAAUAGAAGGAAACCAAUAUUGAUCAUUUAAGAUGCCGCUCGUCGAGCGUUUAAGCGACGAAGGAAGGUGCGCGCGCAUCGUUCCGAACGGCGUGCAUUUUGAAAUAGUACAACCGAUUGAAUCGACGAUAAACCAACGCACGGUGAAUGGAACGAAUUAAUUAUCGAUACGUCAAUAUUUUCACCACGGGACUAGCGGGUUCCGAUAAUUAAUCCGUCGAUCGGAAGACGCGGUUUCCGUGGAACGUUGGGUUAAGGGAAAUAAAAAAGAAAAGGAAGAAAACGCGUCGGCACGUUUAUCCAGGUACAAGUCGUAUCGUAGACGAAGGUUAUCCAAGCCUUUCGAGUUUAAAUGUAAAAGCACACGGAUCCUAUAGGAAUUCUGAAACGUAUGAAAGUAUUCGUAAGAAAGUGAUAACAAGAUGAAAGUAUUAGUACGAUAAGAUGUAAAGUACCGUAGAGCUCUAUUUGUUGGGACCUGAUUUCUUCGAGUGCGUUCACACCUUGCGCGAAGGAUCUUCGAUGAAACCUCUGCGUGACCUCUUCAGACACUCCUCCUUUCCGUUCAGUUUGAUAGAACUUCCGUUCCACUGAUACUCGGUGGCCUUGAACGGACUUUCGAGAACUUUGAAACCGGGAGUCUUGUAGCACAAAAUAUUACUUAUCUCCUAUAUAUAGCAGACAGGAACAUUCGUUAAUGUCUGAGGGGGUUGAGCGAGAUUGACUCGAAAUUCCAGGAACGUUUAUGUCAAUAUCGAUAGAUUAAUCGCAGAGAAAUAUAUUGGAACGCUAUACCCAGCGAUCCUGGGAUUAUUUGGAUGACGACGUCGCACGGUUCGGAUGCAUCGAGUUCUACCGUACGUAUUUGAUGAAAGUAUAUAAAUGAAAGUUCGAACGUCAGUUCGUUAAUUAGGAAGACACCGCGUUAUAUACAUUGUCCUAGAUGUUUGUACUUCGUAUUACUACUACAUGUAUCCUCACACGGACAUACACACAGACACACAUACACGUACAAACGUAUAUAUAUAAAUAUAUAUUUCGUUACUAUAUUCGAAUGUUGUCGGUGAUACCUGAAUCACCGAAUCAGGAAACAGGAUAUGUAUAGAGAAUGGGGAAUGACGGGGUGUCCAAUUAAUUGCACUGUUUCGCGGGCGAAUCGUAAAACAAUAUAGAUGUAUAUACUCGUACGUUCGAGGAGCGUGCAUAGUAAGUCCACACUUGCACAGUCGAACCGUCGAUCGAUCGUUUCUACGGUUAAAGAAUUUCAUUUAAUUUAACUGCAGAGAAAGUAUUAAGGGAGCCGAUUAAAUUAAAAUUUCAUUUUCUCUCUUUCGACUUUCCUUUUUGUAAAAUGACAAUAAUAGACGAAGGAGGAAACUGAGGAAAUCGUAUUCCGAGUUCGAGUGAAAUUUCUGGAGCUCUAAAAGAUGGAAGUAAACGGGCGAAGGGGUGCAAACUGGGAAACGAUCGAUCGAGGGUACACUGGGUACAUCCAACGUCGAAUCAUAAAGUUAGGUGAGACACUGCGUACAUUAUUCGAGCAGCUCUUCUUUUCGUUGCCCGAAAAUCCACGAGAUUAGUCAAUUGACGCGAUACCUUUUUAAAAGUUAUAGAUUCAUAAUAUGAGGUACGUAUAUAAAUAUGAUUAUAUAUAUAUAUAUAUAUACAUAUGAGUAUAUAUAUAUGUAUGUGGCCGAUAUAUAAUUCUACGCGCGAAGUUAGGUGUUACACAAGUGAUUCUUAACAAUCUCAACUAAUAUACAUGUACACAUACGCAUAUAUAUGUACACAUCGAGCUCAUUUCCUUUUGCAAUAUAUUCCAAUCUUUUUCUCGCUGGAAUCGUGUUCGUUUAACGAUUAUUAAAUCUUAUCGUGGAAGGCUGAUUGCUCUUCAGUCUCGAUAGUUCGUUCGAGACUGUGAAACGAUCGUUCUUCGACUUGUAUACGUGCCAGCUUGUCUAUGGGAUACUUAAUGACAAAGACUGCGAGAACGCAGUGAUAUAUUUCAUACUCUAUUUCAUUUCAUCGAUAAUCGUAAUUUUUUGGGGGUUUUCGAGACAAGCACGCGAAGAGAUAUCUUAAUUGAAAAGCAAUGAUUCCUUAAUGAUACGAAUCUCGGUAUUUCCAUAUGUAAAUAAUAUAACGUAAUAUCGAUCGUUUAACUUAACGAAUACUAUACGACGAAGGGGUUAGUAUACAAAGUAUCAAAUGAUAUGCAUAUACAGGGUCAGGUGUAAUGUGUAAACUAAAAAAGAGGUUCUGUUUGUUAUCUACUGUUGGAAUAAAAUAUUGGCCCAAUUUUUCAAGCCUUUGACACAAGUAUAAAAAGACGUUUCUAACUGACUCAAUUUUCAAGAAACUCGGUCAGUUUUCUCGUGAAAUUAUUUUUUUUUUUAACUGUGCCACCACUUACGACCUUGUACAUGACAUACUGCAUUAUUGUACUAUUCCAUAUACGGAUAUAUAUGUAUGUAUGUAUGUAUAUAUCGUUAAUGGCAAGGUGUAUGACGAUCGAUACUAAUCGUGUGUAAUCGAAAACAAGCGUAAAGCUCGGUAAGCGUGUUAACAAUUGCUAGAAUUUAACGAUGCGCUUUGAAAUAUUUAUUUUAUGGAGGACAAUAAUACCUUGUAAUAUCCCAUGCACGUGUUAUGACGAAGCAACAAAUCCAAUUAGUGUUUCUACGCAAUCUGUUGUUAGCACUUGUUUAAGGGAACGCGUUAACUCUUCGUUUUUUUAUAUACAUAUAUAUAUAUAUAUACAUAUAAAAUAACAUUUAAAGGACAGGAGCAUAAUCAACAAAAGACAAUAAACACACACUCCUGACGAUGAACGUUGAAAAUUACGAAAUAAUCAAAAGCAACAAAACUUCUUAGUAAAAUCUUGAAUUUUUUAGAUAAUCUAUUUUUUAAGAAAAGUGUUUCGCUAAUUCUAGAAGAAAUUAUAUAUAGUCCAGUAACACGAAUGUAAGGACUAUUAAUUUUUUUUUAAGAGUGUAACAGAAGGCUUCGAAUUCCGUUACAUUGAAGAUAAUUGACAAUAUUUUGCUAAAAAAAAAAAAAAAAAGGAGAAAGAUUCGUACAAUGUAUUUUGAACAGAUUUAUAUACACCGUGACGCGAAACGAGGAGUUAACGGUCAUACGGCGCGAAACCUAUUUCGUCGACGCGAACGCAACGAUUUUUUGGAUUGUUUUAUACAAUGGUAGUUCGUUAUUACGCUUCGGACAUCGUGUUCCCCGCGUUACGUUGCAGCCGUUACGCUUCUGUAAUAGUUUGCGCGGGCGUAAUGUUGUCGACAAUAACCAACGGACGAUAAUAAUAGAGUCACGAUUGCUUGCUUGACAAUAAUCACUGUAAUCGUAACGCCAGAGGGGUUGCGCUUAAAUCGUACCUUCUCAGGAACUUUCACUAUUACGAGGACUAUUAAUGGGAACCUUGUUUAUCGUAUUUGCACGUUGAUGAGUGAGAAGAAACCAAAGCGAGGUUGAAAAGAAUUAAAAAUGAAGAGCAGAGAAGAGAUCAUUCGGGUUACGCAACGUGGCAGACCAGUGAAUUUAUUUUCUACUUCGGAAUUCUUGUCGAUUUUGUAUACGAAAAAAUUUGUAUGACUAGCGAGGCAAUAUUCUCCGAUAACAACGCUGUUACUUUACAAAACUGAUCGAAGAAUUUAUGACAGAUUAAUAACGAACCUCUCACAUGGUGGAUGAUAAUUCACUGUGAGUCAGGAACGAGCACGAUUUGAGCGCAUUCGUCCUGGCACGGACAAUAAUAGCUAACCUACCUUCCGAAUAAGUUCAUGUUGCUUUCUUUUGGGGGAAAGCCGGAAAUUUCAACGGAAGAUCGUUGCAUGCGAUGUCUGUCAUCUCUCGACAGAUUUGACACUGGAGUACCGAGCGGAACGACUAAGUCGUUACGUUAACGAAAGAAAAGUCAGGAAAGUUUCCUGAUUAUGGAGUACGUUUGCAAAACUGGUUCAUGGUGGUACCACAACGUUUUUACAUUUAUGGUGGAGCGGAGUCGGAGUUGUCCCUCGUAAAAAGCCUCGACUGACUAUGUAUUUUUUGAAACAGUAUUUAACUCUGUCGAAGCCUCGGAUGAAAUACGAAAUGAAUUUAUAGUUAGGAAGGGAGCGGUUAAUUGCAGAGAGGGGAAGGGAGAAAUUUAUGAAUGAGUGUCCGCAGUGCUGGUUGCAUUUAAGCAGGGAAACGUCGUAACAGCAAUGACGGAUCAAAACAAUGAAACAUUAGAGAUAUACUUGGUUAAUGAACGCGCAUGAGGUUGUGUGUAAUAGAAUGUUGAAAUAUCACACGGAGAUUGGAUCAGACGAAUCAAUGAAAUACUGAGGUAAUGAUACAUUUAAAACUGACGUGAACGAGCAAGCGAACGAAUAUUAAAGUAAUUGCUGAAAUAGCAAAAUCUUGAAAGUAUAUAUUAAAAAAAUAUUAAGGAAUUAGCAUACUGAGCUACAAAAAUAUUUAAAUACUAAGGUGUACCAAUAGUGCAACAUUAAACUAAUACAGCACUGAGUAAAGAAUAAAUUACAAUAACAAAAUACUGUUAAUAACGCUGAGGUAACCUCAGAAUCGCUGAAAGUACCAGAAUCGUGACUCUGCUCUGCCGUUUCGGGAAUGGCAAAUUCUUUUUUUUUUGUUUUGUUUAAUCGUGACUCGCAUUACACGUCAACAUGACGCUGCGUCGAACCUAUUAUAUUCGUCAUUGUAUUGAGUACUAUUGAGGUAGUGACCGGCCUAACCUAAUCCAUGUUUAUCCAUUGUCAGAGCAAGAGGUGGGAGAUGGGGGGUUGAACUUGAGGUAUACAUUCGCUGUAAACACUACAGAGAAAUACCUAGGAUAAGUUCUAAUGCUGUUCGAACAAUAAUACUGAUAUAUUUAUACGAAUAUAUAGCUCCGAGAAUAAUUUACGACAAUAACAAGAUACAGGGUGGGCCGUACCGCGUAUUCGAGGGUGGACUACAGGAAUGUCGAAUCUCUUCGUUCAUUGCCGCGUCCACUUUUAUCGGCGUAUCCUGUAUCGCUUUAAUAACGACUAGCUUUACAUAUACAUAUAAUCAAAGCUACAGAGUCGUCUACACACAGGGUUUGCCACCCUUACGCAUUCUAAACACCGAUGGCGUCCGAGAACACUGAUUUCAAAAUGAAACUAAAGUCUAUACGUGAACCUAGGAUCCUUAUUUACUAGUAGAAUAUAAAUAUAAUUAAACUGGAGUUUAUUAGAAAAUGGAUAUCGUAGCUUCUCGAUAGUGGCAACCCUUGUGUACAUUAUUUACACGAUAUUAAACACUAAAUAGAGGAAAAAUGGAAGGUUGCAUUUAUCUGCGAGUAUGAUCACUUAUUUUUCGUCGGAAUCUACGUGUUGAGAGGUGAAUGCAGAGGGUUCGUAGCCCGUCUUUACAGAGAUGAGAAUAUUUUAAGAUUGCUCAGCAACGCGAAACAAUUACAGACAAAUUACUAGAUUCAGUUACAUAGGUUAAUCCUCUGCAGUGUGUUAAUGUAGCCAUAGCUGACAUCGAAUACAAAUUUUAUUUCAUUUGAAUUUGUAAAGUUUAUCAUGUUUUCGAUGAGUUUAGGUGAAAUUUCUUUGUUGUAAUUGUUGAGUAUUAUUCCAACUUUUAACGUUAUCGUGGAAGAAUAUAUUAUGCUAGAAUUAAUUGUAUCUAUCAUUAAAACAAUAUGUAACAAACAUUCCCCCGACCACUUUACAAUUCCAACAACGUACCAUUCGAAUUGCCCGAAUAUUUUCUUCGGAUACGAUUAAGGGACCGUGUAUAAGAGAUUAGAGAUUGUAUUAGAGCUGGAUACGCUACUGUCUCUGGGCGCAACUGUAUAUCGCGUGAAAUAUCUAGACAAUGCUUGUAUAUUGUAUCAUUUACUCGAAAGGGGAGAAAAUAUUAACUAUCGCUUAAACAAAAGUACGUACAGUCGCGUCGACUAUAGCGAAUAAGCAUCGUAUGUAAUAUACCAUAUCAUUAAAUGGUGAAUAUAUAUUACAUCUAAUAUACUAUAUAAUUACAUGAUGAAUAUACGUUAUACACAAUAUACUAUAUAAUUGUAUACCAAAAAUAUAUAUUCGCUAUGCUCGACUCGACUAUAAUUAAUUUUGUUUCAAACGUCAAGCACUCUACCAUUUUCGUUUAAACAAAUGAAGGAACCACUGGAAACUCUGUAUGUAUAAACAUAAUCUGCAUGUACAUACACACGUUAGUGUAUGUAUAUACCCAUGUGCAACUUGUCACAUGUCCCCGUAUACAUACGCCACACGUGUAUCGAUAGUUUUCGUCGUUACGUGUACAUUUCUUAGGUACGCUAAUUAAGAUAAACGUGGCCGUGUCGCUCUAUUAAUCUUGUUUCGCGAGAGGAUAUGAGUUAAUCGGUAUCGACAAUAACGGAAGACGCUCGCAAAUGAAAUGAAAGUAAUAUGUUAUAAGGACAAUAAAGUAGAAAACGUUUCAGAGAUUAUACGUACUUGUCUGUAUUACGCGAAAUCGAUUUCACCGUGACACUUUCGUGCUUUCAUUUCCCAUAGCGUGAACGACACUUUUUGGAGAAAAUUGACGUGGAAGUGAUACCGCGAAUUAGUUGAGAGGAUCGAUUGUUUGCCACUUCCGUUUCACGCUUCAAGAGACUGUUGAUUGUUGCUGAUUUAUGAAAUUUUUACAUCUGUCGUUCAAGAUAUUGUAUAUAUUUAUUGCGCUUAGAAAUUAUUUAAGAUUCUUUAUCGAGCUGUCACGCUCAGCGUUGAACAUGUUUUGUAUGUUUAAUUCACUUAGAAAUUAAUGUUAUGUUUACGCUUAGAAAUUUAUGUUACUUGUAUCUAACGAGUAAUAAACAGUUUCACAUUUACACGACAAUUUUGAUAAGCAAGAGGUGUCGGUCACGUCAGGAGAAAAUUACUAUUAUCGCAAAGCACGAACGUUUUACGAUGGGAAUAUUGAAUUCUAAGCUUCUCGUGACUUGUCGUUAGGUAUCGAAUAGUAGGCUUACGAAUUUCUCGUUGAUAUUAUUAAACUUCUGUUCGUGAAACGUUCAAAUUGUAUCACAAAUGUAUGCGAUCGGUCGAGGAGACUGUUUUGUGUCACGCGAAAUAAUUUAUGAGUAAUUCCUCGCGGUACUCGUAUUUAGAUGGGUGUCCGUACGCAUGUGUGUGUGUGCGUGUGUGCGUAUGCGCGCGUGUGUGUACAUAUACAUACUUAUAUAUACGUAUAUAUAUACGCAUAUACAUAUUAUAAUAUAAAUUUGAUCGAUCCUAGUGUAUCGAACUGACAAUAUUAAUGUUGAUCGGAUUUAUUGUUUAACGGACAAUAACGUAUUUGUUAAGGGUAUUCGAGAGCUAGAAUUACGCGUGAGUCAAAAGAAUCUGCUCUUCCGUGCUGUGCAUCAAAGUACACGAUCUUAGUGUCAACGAUCUAUCCAUGCUCGAUCACACUAUUCUCAUUCUCCAGCUGGGCGCCUUCGAUUAGCGCGUGGCCAUCGAUUCUCGGCACCUUCGAGUGCCAUUAUCGCGGCGUUGAAGUCUCCUGAGCACUCGCAGUGCUUCCUCUACCUCGCCCUAAAUCAACUCUCGUUUUACAAAGAAAUUACAAGUUUAACUACCGAAAUUUUUCGAUUAACGUCUCUGGAUAAAUUGCCAUCUUGGACCUGUUGACUAUUUAAACUAUAAUUUGACUUCAAUACUUUGAAUCAAACGGCAACGCGUCGAUGGCUGACGCCCAGCGUCGGUUCGAAUGUCUUAGACAGAAACGUAGGACUCAAUUUGUCGCGUGUAUCAUUGUAAACUGGCGAAACACACAUACUCUGUGUCUUGAUUCGUUGUUACUUUAACGUUCUUCAGAUUCACGAUUCGCACCCUCGCGCGGCGUUUUUUCAUAAUGAUCUCCGAGACAUGGCAAGAAAAAAAAAAAUAGAAAACAGUAAUCUAUGUACCCGCGGUGGGCAUUUUAAAAAAAAAAUCUAUUUUGACUGUUUGAACGAAAAAAAAAUAAAAAAAAAAAUACAAAAAUAGCGGGCCUGUUCUAUAUACACACUAGUAGCUGCAAAAAAAAAGUUAGAGCGAAAAAUGAAUCAUUGUUACACGCCGGUAAGGUCUGGUUUGUUAAUAAUUAUUACAACAAUAAUUAUGUAAAAUAUGUAUGUAUACUGUAAUUUUGAGUGUAUUAUGUAAUUAAAAACAAGAAAUACCGAUUAUUGACAAUAAAUUCAAAGCCGAUCUUUUCAA
Hylaeus volcanicus is the source of this 11214-nucleotide messenger RNA. It is a transcript of the gene VGlut, whose product is annotated as vesicular glutamate transporter 1. Lineage: Eukaryota; Metazoa; Arthropoda; Insecta; Hymenoptera; Colletidae. Bases 176 to 2083 code for a protein of 635 amino acids. The transcript has 9 exons. Gene Ontology annotation, molecular function: L-glutamate transmembrane transporter activity; neurotransmitter transmembrane transporter activity. Gene Ontology annotation, cellular component: synaptic vesicle membrane; excitatory synapse. Gene Ontology annotation, biological process: monoatomic anion transport; neurotransmitter loading into synaptic vesicle; synaptic transmission, glutamatergic. The record is from RefSeq and is a predicted model, not a curated record.